CCUGGGUAACAGAAUAUGCCUUAGGUAUGUAUGUACUUAUCUCCUAAGGCAGGUACUUUUCUAAAUGUGGCAGCCUUAUCAACCCCUCUUCACUGCCGCACAAUUUUGAAGUUUUUUCUUUUCUUUUCUCCUACCUCAUCUCCCAACCUUUUCUUUCUUUCUCUUUACAUGCCAUAUUUUAUCACCAUACCACAAUUCGAUUUCUCAUAAUGAGUCGUUUAUCUUUUCGACGAGCCUUCGACCCGGAUUAUUCCAGCCAAGAUGACGUUGGCUAUACCUACGGAGAAUAUGACGACAUACCAGACAUGCGCACAAUUAGACGCAAUGUUAGACAUAGCAUGCCCCGGUGCUGUAAUGAUUGUCUCCGCGUCCGUUCCGAAACCCUCGACGCGGUCCUUGAAGAGUUCGAUUAUACUCUCUCAGAGUUGAUCCGACUCGGCGAACAGAUAGAAGACGACGACUAUCCCGAUCUCGAAGACAUCCACGCCCUAAACCGGGCUAUGUUCAAUACAGUUGGCCGCCAUAACGAGUUUGACUUGAGAUGGUCGGUUGUGGCGCCUCUUACGCUUGCAAACACUGCCCCUACAAAUAUGCUGUCCCAUCAGCAGUUUUACGAGGCAUACCCACCGCAACCGGAAGCUUCGAGCUCCCGGCCGUAUCAGCAGCCUGCUCCUCCCGCGCAAUCUCCAUUCUUCCCGGUUCCCAGUACAGCCGUUGGCCCAUCCGUCCCGUCGAGCACUUCUGCAGCCAUUACCGCUAACCCGACCCGAAGAACCACUCGCGGAUCCCGAGGCCGAAGGCGUAGAAACAGACGGCCCCAAGCCGCAUCGCAGACGAGUUCGUACAAUGCGCCCUUGCCCGCUCCGCAGGUGCCCCCUCAGACCGCCCCUAGGAAUGCCCCUCAACCGUCUCCGAGCCCGUUCUUCAUGCCUCCGCAGCCAGUCCUAGGGCAAGUGCAGCCGGCGGGUAACCAGCCCAACCGCGCCACAGGUGUGCAAAAUGUCGCUUCACCCACGCCACAGACCCUCCCACAACAACCUCAGGUACCGCAGACUCCCGUGCUUCCAUCACCGGCCAGUAUCCCGGUGGUUAAAAGACCACUUGCAUGGCCUAGUUUCGCGCCAAAGCCACUAGGUCCAAGCAAGCCGCCUCAAGCGCAACUCGCUCGCCAGGCCACGAGCAGCAAGCGGGGAACCGCUACUUCUGGAGAGGACACCGAGACGUUCCCCGGCUACGAGCUGUACGUCGUCCGGUUACCUGCUCCCGAGCUCGACUGGGACGAGUGCUUCGGCACGCAGGAGGACGUAGCCGCUGCCGUAGCGGAAAUAUACACCAACAAAGUUCAACCCAUCAUCCGGUCGGCAGAUAGCGGAGUGCCUAGCGGGAAAGAGGUGGUGCUCGGGCUGCGCAGCGAGGAAGACUGGAAAAACCAGUGUGCGCUCUACGCGCUCAACAAGGCCUUCAACAUGAUGCUGGCCUACUGCGAGGCCUUGGCCAGACAGGGCGAGAAUGUCAGGUACGGCGAGCACCAAGCCGAGCAAUGCGCCUCGAUGCCGGGCGACAAGAUCCACGAUGACAGCGCGAGGUCGCUGGCUAUCAUACGGAGCUACAUGGAAUUCCAAUACGGAAGGUGACUGACUGCGGGCAAGAAACGCCUUGAUGUUGUUGAUUUAGAGGGAAAAAGGGGGGUUGGGGGUUCAUAUGAGAAGAUGCACGACAUGCGCAUUCUAGGGUGAAAACUACUUGGUCUUGAUAGAGAAAAAGUAAGCAUUUCCACACAGCCUGCAUCUCAUAGGAUCCAUAGGGAGUAAAUGAUCAAUACACACCUAAAUCCUCAUUCAUAUAUCCUCACUUAUCGUUU
This is a messenger RNA of Daldinia caldariorum, 1861 nucleotides long. RefSeq lists its product as uncharacterized. Bases 210 to 1634 code for a protein of 474 amino acids. Lineage: Eukaryota; Fungi; Ascomycota; Sordariomycetes; Xylariales; Hypoxylaceae. The record is from RefSeq and is a predicted model, not a curated record. The transcript is spliced from 3 exons.